AUGUGGCCAACGAUGUGGUGGGGCUACUUGGCUGGCCCGGGGGUGCUGGCUGUGCUUGGCAAGUUGGUCCAAUUCCGUCGCCACUCCGCCGGCCAAGAAUCAUCUUCAGCGGGUGCGCCCCAGUAUGUGGCGGUAUCGACCCGUGAAGGACAACUACGUCACGCGUAG
Messenger RNA from Aphanomyces astaci, 168 nucleotides. RefSeq lists its product as hypothetical. NCBI's taxonomy places the organism in Eukaryota, Oomycota, Saprolegniomycetes, Saprolegniales, Verrucalvaceae. The record is from RefSeq and is a predicted model, not a curated record. The transcript has a single exon. The coding region runs from base 1 to 168 and encodes 55 amino acids.